Molecule: messenger RNA, 2992 nt
Organism: Colossoma macropomum (tambaqui)
Lineage: Eukaryota; Metazoa; Chordata; Actinopteri; Characiformes; Serrasalmidae
Gene: dusp2
Product: dual specificity phosphatase 2
Exons: 4
Coding region: 237-1235 (332 amino acids)
Biological process (GO): endoderm formation; negative regulation of MAPK cascade; protein dephosphorylation
Cellular component (GO): nucleus; cytoplasm
Molecular function (GO): MAP kinase tyrosine/serine/threonine phosphatase activity; protein tyrosine/threonine phosphatase activity
Source: RefSeq, a predicted model, not a curated record
CGCACACACACACACACACACCCUCCAGAGCGCAGCGGGGUUCAGACACUUCACUGCUGCCUGUAUGAAACUUCAGAGACGGUGUUUUUGCUCAUACCAGAGUUCUUCCUCCUCAUUCAGCUCGGUUCAGUUUCCUCGAAUAAAGGGCAGAAAAAGAUGCUGCGCUGCUGAGACGCACUGACUGGACUGUGUUGAGGCCGUUAAACUGAACUCGUGUAAGUCUGGGGCAGCUGGUGAUGCCGGUGGAGAUAACAAGCCUCGAGCUGGCGCAGAUGGUGCGCGCGCACUGCGCGCUCCCGCUGCUGCUGGACUGCAGGCCGUUCCUCGCGUUCUGCGGCGCGCGCGUGGCUUACUCGCACAGCGUGAACUGGAACUCGGUGCUGAUGCGCAGGCAGCGCGCGCGGGCCGGGAGCGGGAUGGGCGUCGGGAGCGCGCGCCCCCUGGAGCGCCUGGUGGCCGACCGCGCGCUGCUUCGCCGCCUGCGCGCCGGGGAGUGCGCGCGCGUGGUGGUGCUGGACGAGGCGAGCCGGUCGGUGCGCGAGCUGCGGAGAGAGAGCGUGGCCGGGCUGCUGCUGCGCGCGCUGCAGGAGGAGCUGAGGGAGGACAGCACGGAGGUGUGUUUCCUGCAAGGUGGCUUUGAUGAGUUUGCAGCGUCGUAUCCUGACUUGUGUUUAAACACACCGCUCAUGUGUGGGAGUCCCACCGCUGUCAGUGACCCAGAGACCCUCAGCUCGACCAAGACCACACCUCUGUACGACCAGGGUGACCCCGUGGAGAUCCUGCCCUUCCUGUUCCUGGGCAGCGCUCACCACUCGUCUCGGAGAGAGACGCUGGAGCGCUGCGGCAUCACGGCCGUCCUCAACGUCUCCUCGUCCUGCCCCAACCUAUUCGAGCAGGAGCUGCAGUACAUGACCCUGAGGGUGGAGGACAGCCUGGCCGCAGAUAUACGGGUGCUCUUCCCUGAGGCCAUCGGCUUCAUCGACUCUGUGAAGGAGAGUGGUGGGCGCGUUUUAGUCCACUGCCAGGCGGGCAUCUCCCGUUCCGCCACCAUCUGCCUGGCGUAUCUGAUCCACGCCCGCCGCGUGCGUCUGGACGAGGCCUUCGACUUCGUGAAGCGCAGACGGCAUGUCAUCUCCCCAAACCUGGCCUUCAUGGGGCAGCUGCUACAGUUCGAGACGGACGUUCUGCGUCCUUACACUGUUCUGGACUCAAAGAACGGCAGCAGCGUGUUUUAGUGCACAGCAAACAUGCAUGAAGACCUCUGAAUGAAGUGUUUGAUGCUAGUAGCAAGAUGGACCACACUAGCGUCACUGGCCGGCGAAGCUGAUUUUCAAACUGACCUAGUUGGAUCAAACCUCGCUGAUGGCUGUCAUAGUGAGGUUUUGAUAGCACAGCUGUUGCUAGUAAAUUCCCUAAGAGGUCUUCAUACACGUAUGAGGGUCUCCCGCAGUCUUCUCUUCGAUCUACACUAUGAGCCAACACAGUGAUGAAGGGUGUGACCUCAUUUAUUCAGUUUACAUGGUAGAGGGCACUACUAGACCACCAGGGGCGUAAAUCUCUCACCUCACAACAGUUCAGUUUUGAUUAGGAAGCAUUCAGCGCAUCAUGAAAUCUCACAUUGUGACAAAAUUUGAUUAAAAUUAUUUUCAUGUGCAAAAAUAGAGAAAUUGGUGUGCAAAGGUUUGUGCACCCCAGUCAGAUUACCUGGUCUGUUGAUUUUGAAAGUGAAAAUAAGCACAUUUUGAUGCACAAUUACUUUGUGUUUGCUGAGUUUAAUAUAUUGGAGUAAAAAAUAAAAACAUGAAAUGUGCUCUGUGCAAAAGUUAUGGCACAUUUUACAUUUUAUGUUUUAUUUUUGCCAAUAUGUCAGUUUCAGCAAAUACAUAGAAAUAGUGCACUAACAUUAGCAGAAAAUGCCAUAUUUUAGUUUGUUCCCUGUAGAUGAUGUGCUGACUUCUUAGAAAAUCUUAGAAGAACAUAUCAUUUUUACGGGGAGUGUUCCAACUUUUCCAAAUCUAAAUAGCCUGAGAAUUUAACUUUGGACAAAAAAACGGCCACAUAGUUCACUAAAGACUGUUUAUUUUUCAAAAUCUUAAUGAAUCGGUGCUUUUUUACAUGCCUGCUGACUUCCAACACUUGACCUUCAACAGAAAUAUCACUGAACAGCUACUGAAACAGUUAGCCAGACCACGCUACACCUAGCAUUUCACUGUCUCGCCAGCAAACGUGGCUGACCGUCCACUGUACGAUUGUGCAGAGAAGAAAGAAAUGCUGAAAUCCUGUUACUGUGUGGUGGGACUGAUAAAUAUGGUGUGACAAAGAACUGAUAACAUGCAGUGAGAUUACGUAGUGAAUCUCAUGGCUUUUGCACAUUUAGACCUCUAAGGUUAAGUUACUGUAAAAAUACUGUAAUAGGGCUACAUGGAGAUGAGCAAUACUACAUGAGUCAGGGCGUUCCUUCCUCCUUUAACCCCGAAGCAAUAACAUCCGGUAGAUUUUGGCAAUAAGCUUAUGUAGGACAGACUCACUGACCUCAUAUUGAACUCUCGAGGUUGCACCAUUGAUGCAAGAUCGAACGAUUUGGGUGCGAUUGGUUGGUUUGUUUCCCCGUAAAGCAGAUGUUAAGUUUUUGACUCAGGGAGGCUUCAAAGGGCAACAAAAUAAAAAGACCUGUCAAACUGUGAUCUCCACAUACAAACUAGAGUAAAACUAUGGCUCAUCACUAACGUAUCCUGCAAUAUCAAGCCCUGAUUUGAAGGUGAUGAUGCUGUGGUUCUGGUAUGUUAUGUGUGUAUAUGGAAAAGAAAGGGAGACUUGUUUUGUAAUUUUGCAUAUUAUGUGUUCGUUUGAUUUAAUGAGAGACUAUUUAUUUUGAUCUGUGCACUUUAUAUGUAAAUAAUCUGUUUUUUAUAUUUUGGCAUUGUGUUACUGAAUCGUUUAUAAGCUACAAUGUUGGAAGGAUUUCCAAAUGUACAUUAAAUUUGAUUUUACU